AUGCUUGAAAAUGAGUCCCAGCCGAUGAUCGAAGUUAAUGUACAGGAAAAUUUAGAAUCAAUACCUGUCGAACUGACCUUGGUCGAGAAACAGUUGCCGUGGCUCGUCGACUGGGAGGUGCAAUCCAGUGCUGAUGAAGUUUUCGAACCAGAGGUAAGAAGUUGCCUAGACGUUUAUCGCCCAGGAGCCGACGAUCAGCUGCAUCGUCGAGAAAACUUUGAAAUGGAAUUGCAGCGUGACCCUCGUUUCAAGGCCAUGCCAGAAAGUACUGGAGUUAGCUCACUUUACAUUGAACCGUUACGCGAGGAAAAUAUCACGAUAGCUGAGGUAUCCAUGACGCCAGAUGACCAACCAGCAAUUACCGGCAGUCCUGAGGGUGCCGCUGAUCAGUUAAUCAGAGAUGGAUAUGCAAAGUCCUCUGCAGAUAGCUGA
This is a messenger RNA of Soboliphyme baturini, 432 nucleotides long. NCBI's taxonomy places the organism in Eukaryota, Metazoa, Nematoda, Enoplea, Dioctophymatida, Soboliphymatidae. The record is from the annotation of a GenBank genome assembly.